UAUAUUUUGAGACGUCCCGAUAAGUUCAAUGCUGUAAUUAUAGGAGUUUACGUUACAGUUAACUUAAUUAAUCAGUUAUGAUUCAUUUCCGGCAGAUAAUUAAAACAGCAAGAUCGUUUAUAAUGAUCAUAAUGUCAAUAAUAAUGGAGCACCAGCAACGAACCUAUCCUAAUGUAAUAUUCUAGUUCGUGUGGUGAAUCCUAACCAAACCUUAGAAGGUUUGACACGAGGUGCGAUAUACAACACGUUGUCUUAACCUCGAUGGAAUUAUUUAAAAAGUUUCUUCAGAAUGGCAGAUAAAAAAGACAAGAAAGUAAAAGUUUAUAAGAAGAAGAAACGUGUACCAGAAGAGAAAAUCAUUAAAGAUCUUCAGGCGCAAUACGACAGCAUCGACGAGGCAAAGAUAAAAACAUUCUUUAAUCUACCAUUGUCCUCGAAAACGCAAAAAGGUCUGAAAGAAAAUGAAUUCGUGGAACCGACCGAUAUCCAGAAACAGAGUAUUGGUUUGGCGCUACGUGGAAAUGAUAUUCUGGGUGCUGCCAAGACAGGAAGUGGAAAAACUUUAGCAUUUCUGAUACCGGUUUUGGAGAUCCUAUAUGCGAAGCAAUGGACAAGAUUAGAUGGCGUAGGAGCUCUCAUAAUUACUCCAACAAGGGAACUCGCAUAUCAAAUAUAUGAGACAUUGCGGAAAAUAGGUCGCUAUCAUGAUAUAUCAGCAGGUCUUAUCAUUGGUGGGAAAGACUUGCAAUUUGAAAAGAAAAGAAUGGACCAGUGCAACAUAGUUAUUUGUACACCAGGUCGUCUGUUGCAGCAUAUGGAUGAAAAUCCAUUAUUCGACUGUGUAAACAUGCAGGUAUUAGUUUUAGAUGAAGCUGAUCGAUGCUUGGACAUGGGAUUUGAGCAGACCAUGAACGCCAUCAUUGAGAAUUUACCACCCAAACGACAAACUCUUUUAUUCUCUGCUACACAGACAAAAUCAGUUAGAGAUCUGGCUCGAUUAAGUCUCAAGGAUCCAAUAUACGUCUCUGUCCAUGAACAUUCAGCUCAUACAACACCAGAAGGUCUUCAACAGAGUUACGUCGUAUGUAAUUUAGAGGAUAAAAUGGCAAUGUUAUGGUCUUUUAUUCGAAAUCACCUCAAACAGAAAGUCAUCAUAUUCUUCUCUAGCUGCAAGCAGGUAAAAUACACAUACGAAGCCUUUUGCAGAAUGCGUCCAGGUGUAAGUUUAUUAGCUCUUUACGGUAGCCUUCAUCAGCUCAAGCGAAUGAGCAUCUAUGAGACAUUUUGCAAAAAGCAACACGCUGUACUUUUUGCAACUGAUAUCGCUGCUCGUGGAUUAGACUUUCCUGCUGUCAACUGGGUAGUGCAGAUGGAUUGUCCUGAGGAUGCUAAUGCAUAUAUUCAUCGAGCAGGAAGAACAGCACGAUUUCAAAGAGGAGGAGAAUCCUUGCUCGUACUUUUACCUAGGGAAUUGGAAAUGAUCGAACGUCUACAGGAACGAAAAAUUCCUAUUAAUUUGAUCAAAAUCAAUCCAAACAAAUUACAUUCUCCUCACCGGAAACUGGAGGCUCUACUGGCUCGCGAUGUUGCACUGAAAGAAACAGCGCAACGUGCAUUCGUGGCUUAUGUCAAAUCAGUCUUCUUAAUGAAAGACAAAAAGAUCUUCGAUGUACACUCACUAAACACAGACGAUUAUGCCAGAUCACUGGGGUUAGCUAUCCCGCCAAGGAUACGUUUCUUACAAAGAAUGCAAAAGGUUACCACUAAGAAUGAGGCUACAAAGGCCGAUAAAUUCGUGAAAAUGAAACAAAAUGAUGACGAUAUUAAAGAGCAGGAGAAUUCCGCUAACUCGGAUGGACAAAGUGAAGAGGAACAAGAAAAUUUCGAUCGCAAUGAAGAUAAGUCUACGUUUCAUUUCGGUAAUAGAAGCUCCUAUUAUGCUGCAUGUUAUAGCUCUAAUGAGAAUUAUAUUAAAAAAUCUACUUUUGUCUUUGUAGAUGACAGUGACGAUGAUAAUGAUAUUUUGACUGUGAAGAGAAAAAAUAUUCAAAUCGAAGAUGCAAUUGAUGACGCUAGUAGUGUACACAGUGAAGAGAUGAAUUUGCAAUCAAAACAGAAAAAAGCUGUUACCAAGGCUGCAAUUGCUAAGAAACUUUUGAAGAAGAAAAUAGUCCCAAAUAAAAAAAUCACCUUUGACGAAGAUGGCCAGGAACGCAUAGAUCCAACAAAAUCGAAAGUAUCCGAAUUAGCAAGACAAUACGAGAAUGAAGAAGAUUCUGGAAUCAAUAUUGAAAAAGCAAAAGAAAUUCUACGCGAGGAAGACCGCUUUGAUAAACAACGUUUCAAAGAUAAGAUAAAAGAGAAGCACAGAGAACAAAAGCGUAAGCUCAAAGAAACCAAGAAGAAGGUGGAAAGCGAGGAAGAGAGUGAAGACGAAGAUGCAGGUGUCAUACUUGGAAACGGAAGUGGAGAUGAAAGCGAAGCUGAAUCAAAUGAGCCAGAUUUAUCGUGGCUUCCGGACCCUGAUAAAAUUUAUGGAAAGCAGGAGAAUUCAAACAGCGACAAAUCAUCUAACGAUUCUGAAGAACUCGAAUCGAUACACAGUGCACCAAAACGCAAACUGGUGACGCAAGAAGAACACAAGAAAUCGACAAAGAAAAAACCAAAAUUGACAUCCGAUCUACAAAACGACGAGGAACUUGCACUGCAGCUGUUGCAGAGUUGAUGGACUACAAAUGUGAAAAAUAAUGAAUAUGCGUGUAGAACGUCUAAGGAAUAAAAAAAAAAGAGAAAGUGAAA
Molecule: messenger RNA, 2799 nt
Organism: Cephus cinctus (wheat stem sawfly)
Lineage: Eukaryota; Metazoa; Arthropoda; Insecta; Hymenoptera; Cephidae
Product: probable ATP-dependent RNA helicase DDX10
Exons: 11
Coding region: 290-2725 (811 amino acids)
Biological process (GO): rRNA processing
Cellular component (GO): nucleus
Molecular function (GO): ATP binding; RNA helicase activity; nucleic acid binding
Source: RefSeq, a predicted model, not a curated record